CAUGACACUCAAGCUCCACUUUUCCAUGUUCAAAGUCCGAGUCCAAAAAGAUGGCUUUCCCCCUUAUCUUGUCUCUCUCUCUCUCUCUCUCACACGGCAGAAAAAUCUAAGGUCAUUACUUGCUUACUCUUUGCAGUAUAUUACAACAAGAAGGGAAAGGAGAGACAGAUUACAGCAACGGUUAAUUAAUGGGCAUUUGUUGCAGCAGUUUAGCUCAUAAACCAGCAACAACCCUAAGAUUUCAAGACCCAGCACCAAGCACCAAUGACCAUGUCAGUGCAGGUGGCGAUGACUUUGACAACAGAUGGGUAUCUAUGAUAAGCACCAGCAUUACAACUUGGAUAUCUCAACCAAGUAGCAGCUUCACAGCUAUUUGGGGUAAAAAUGUCCCUGAGAGCAGCCAAUUCUCAGAUGCAACUGGAAGUGGCGAUGGGACUUUACCAAAUGGGCAAAGCGCUACCAACUUGAGAGUUUUCACAUUGGCACAACUAAGAGCUGCAACAUAUAAUUUUAGAUCCGAUUUGCUGGUGGGAACAGGAGGUUUUGGCAACGUCUAUAAAGGUUGGCUUAAGGAGAAGUUGCCUCCAAAGGGUAUAAAGAAGACAGCCGUUGCUGUCAAGAAAUUGGGUUCUUACAGCACACAAGGAUUUAACGAGUGGAAGGCAGAGGUGUAUUUCUUAGGAUUGCAUUCUCAUCCGAACCUAGUAAAGCUAUUGGGAUAUUGUUUGGAAGGUGGAGAUUGCGUCCUUGUCUAUGAGUUCAUGAAAAAAGGAAGCUUAGAUUUCCAUCUCUAUGGAAAGCGCUCUGUUCCACCACUUUCAUGGGACAUAAGGCUGAAGAUUGCGAUAGAUGCUGCACGAGGUCUGGCUUACUUGCACACAUUGGAGAAGCCAGUGAUUUACAGAGAUUUCAAGUCCUCGAAUAUACUACUUGAUGAGUUCUAUAACGCGAAGCUAGCAGACUUUGGCUUGUCGUUUUGGGGUCCCUUGAUUGAUUCACAUGUCAAUACAAGAAUCACAGGCACGAAGGGUUAUAUUGAUCCUCAAUAUCUUGCGACAGGAAAUUUGCAUGUAAAGAGUGAUGUGUACGGGUUCGGAGUUCUAGUGGUCGAGAUGCUAACUGGCUUACGAGCAGUUGACAUGAAACGUCCCAGUGGGAAACAGAUACUCGUUGACUGGGUGAAGCCUUAUCUGAAAAAUAGAAGAAAGUUGAGAAAAAUAAUGGACUCCCGGUUGGAAGGAAAAUAUCCUCCCGGAGAGGCUUCUCAAAUAGCUCACCUUGCUAUUAAAUGUCUUCAAAUUGAUACCCGCUUCCGACCAUCAAUGACAGAAAUUGCUGAGACACUUGAACAGAUUGAUGCCAUCCAUAUGAGACUGGGAGAGCGUAAAAUUCUUUCUGGUUAACACAGCAGUUAGUGGGAUUUUAGUUUUAUUCUCCAUCAAAUGUCAAACACAGGUGAGAGAUCGCUGGUAUACAGGUAUACUUUCUUCAUAUAAUUCACACAAGAAUUCAUGUAAUUAGUUCUCAUGAAAUGUUUUGAGUUUAUGUGACUCUCUGUAGCAGAGAGUUGGGAGUGCUUGUCUAGUAUUAAGGGCACAUCCCUACCAUGCGCACUGAUAUAUAUUUUUUGGUGUUAACGCAGUUGUUCAUUUGUCUUUA
This is a messenger RNA of Populus trichocarpa (black cottonwood), 1659 nucleotides long. RefSeq names its product probable serine/threonine-protein kinase PIX13. Bases 189 to 1403 code for a protein of 404 amino acids. NCBI's taxonomy places the organism in Eukaryota, Viridiplantae, Streptophyta, Magnoliopsida, Malpighiales, Salicaceae. The record is from RefSeq and is a predicted model, not a curated record. Gene Ontology annotation, biological process: protein phosphorylation. Gene Ontology annotation, molecular function: protein kinase activity; ATP binding. The transcript has 6 exons.